CUGACGUAGCAAGUGGGAAAUUCAAAUUUUAAAAACACGUUAGACAGAAAGAUGUUUUGAAACUUUUAAUUUUAUAUCGCAUUAUAAACAUGUGUAGUUUUUAGUAACAGAGUAAACGAUUGCCUCUUUUUAACCUUCAAUUAUAAGUUCUUUGUUGUUUUGAACUCUCUUUUAUCGGCAUUUUAAAGAAUCAUUGGAGCACAGCUGGUCUAAGUGUCCUCAGUAUGCCUGUAGACAGCACUUCUGAACUUCUCAAGCACUAUGAGGUUUAUGAAACCAUUGGCUCAGGUGGGUUUGCCAAGGUCAAACUUGGCAGACAUAUACUGACAGGGGAGAAAGUGGCCAUCAAAAUAAUGGAGAAGAAAGACCUAGGGGAUGAUCUGCCUCGAGUAAAGACAGAAAUGGAGGCUAUGAAGAACCUCAGUCAUCAACAUGUGUGUCGUCUCUACCAUGUCAUCGAGACAUCAAGCAAGAUCUACAUGGUGCUUGAGUACUGUCCUGGAGGAGAACUGUUUGAUUACAUCAUUGCUAAAGACCGGUUAUCAGAGGAAGAGACCCGAGUGUUUUUCCGUCAGAUCAUCUCUGCGUUGGCCUAUGUUCAUAGCCAGGGCUAUGCCCACCGAGACCUCAAACCCGAAAACCUGCUGAUUGAUGAAGAUCAUAACCUGAAACUCAUUGACUUCGGCCUUUGUGCAAAGCCUAAGGGCGGUUUGGGUUUUGAAUUGCUGACCUGUUGUGGCAGUCCAGCAUACGCAGCUCCAGAGCUCAUUCAGGGCAAGGCUUACAUCGGCUCUGAGGCUGAUGUGUGGAGUAUGGGUGUAUUGCUUUACGCUCUACUGUGUGGUUUUCUACCGUUUGAUGAUGAUAAUUGUAUGGUCCUCUACAGAAAAAUCACAAGAGGCAAAUACAGCAACCCUCACUGGCUUUCGCCUUCUAGCAUUCUGCUUCUAAACCAGAUGAUGCAGGUGGAUCCAAAGAGGCGAUUGACAGUGAAACAGUUGCUUGAUCACCCCUGGGUUAUGAAGGGAUACAGCACACCAGUGGAGUGGCACAGUAAACAUCCUUUGGGUCAUAUAGAUGAAGACUGUAUCACUGAAAUGGCAGUGGCUUUUAAACAGUCCAGACAUCGCACAAUCCAACUUGUGUCAGAGUGGAAGUAUGAUCACAUGACCGCCACCUACCUUUUACUGCUGGCUAAAAAGCGUCAAGGCCGCCCUGUGCGUCUGAGAGCAGAAUGCCCCAUGCUUGACCCGAUGUACUCUCCUUUACAGGACAUACAACUGAAGAAGAGUCUACGCUUCAGUGAGGAUGAUGAUGGUGUUCACCCAGUGGUGCUUGGCUCUAUGGUCUUCCCCCCUGAUUGCUACGAUGACGAGAAUCCCUGGACCCCUCUCACGCCCAAGAACACACAGACCACAAACACUCCACGCAUGAAGCUCACCUCUGAAGCAUCAGAGAAGAAACGGAAUGAAAUAGGCUACUCCCCCAUCAUUGAGCAUGGAAGAACCCGCCAACAGAAGCCAGAGAGACGUGAUAGAACCAAAGAAAAUAAAGAGAAUGCUGUGACGGGCACAGAUGGAGAUGUUUUUGCUCUGCCAGCCCCUCGAACUCCAAUGUGCAGCAGAAAGGUCAAAUCCAACAGAACUAUAGCGACAACACCCAACAACAACAUCACUAACACAAGUAGUGACACAAACAAAGGAGUGGGCAGUGCCGCUAAAGAAGUGUCCCACAGGAGAGAGAUGGACCAACAGCAGAGCGGCCAACAAGGAGAACUGGAUAUACUGGCUUUCAGCCCCGAGAGAAGGUCUCGAUCUCUGGACCUGGCUGGCUGUCAAGUGGACAGUGGGCAGAAGCGCAAGGGAGGUAAAGUGUUUGGCAGUCUGGAGAGAGGCCUGGAUAAAGUCAUUACAAUGCUCACUCCCAGCAAGAAAAAAGGACCUCGAGACGGACCACGCAAAAUUAAGGCUCAAUACAAUGUGACACUCACCAGUCAGACUAAUGCUGACCAAGUGCUCAAUCAGAUUCUCAGCAUCUUACCAGAGAAGAAUGUGGACUUUGUUCAGAAAGGCUAUACUCUAAAGUGCCACACACAGUCAGACUUUGGAAAGGUGACCAUGCAGUUUGAGCUGGAGGUUUGUAUCCUGCAGAAGCCUGAGGUGGUCGGGAUCCGUCGACAGCGGCUCAAAGGUGACGCAUGGGUGUAUAAACACCUGGUAGAGGACAUCCUGUCCACCUCCAGCAUCUGAUGUCACUUUGUCACCCUGAGUUAAAUGGGUGGAUGGAGUAUGUUUGAAGUUCAUUAUAGAUGACCCUCCAGUUGAUGACAAUGUCCAUCAUUUUUCAUCAUUUAUGUGCGGGAGGCAGUACAGUAUUAUUUUGUAUUCUCCUCUUGAUCAAAAUGUAAAAAUAUUUUUGUCACUUUAUACAUCCUUCUAAUUUAGCAAUAAGCAAUACUGAUAAAGCAUUAUGGCAGAAAAUGUCUUUUAUUUUGUGUUCUUCUCCAUUAUAUAGUGUCAGUGUCAUGUUUUAUUUGUUUUAAUAUGUAAAAUAUCUAAUCUGUUACCCUUUUCAAGAUGUCUGUCAUUUUGUUCAUGUUUGUUUUGUAAUAAUGUCAGUCUGACUUAAUUAAAUAAAUAUUUUUAACAUCUGUC
This is a messenger RNA of Megalobrama amblycephala (Wuchang bream), 2654 nucleotides long. RefSeq names its product maternal embryonic leucine zipper kinase (gene melk). The record is from RefSeq and is a predicted model, not a curated record. Bases 225 to 2249 code for a protein of 674 amino acids. The transcript is spliced from 18 exons. Gene Ontology annotation, cellular component: cytoplasm. Lineage: Eukaryota; Metazoa; Chordata; Actinopteri; Cypriniformes; Xenocyprididae. Gene Ontology annotation, biological process: intracellular signal transduction; microtubule cytoskeleton organization; protein phosphorylation. Gene Ontology annotation, molecular function: ATP binding; tau-protein kinase activity; protein serine/threonine kinase activity.